AUGACCGCUGAGCCGAGCCUUAGUGGGGCUCGUUGCUUGGCCCUCCUCUCCACGGUCGGCAGUAUAGUAUUUUUGCCGGGCCAUACAAUAUACACAUCAUCUUUAUCAUCGUACUACUCCCUUGCUUCUUCGAGUGCUACACCUCUAUGCAUUGUUUCUCCCCAGACGGCACAAGAAGUAUCGGAUGUUCUUCAGGUAUUAAUAACGACAGCCAACACUCUCGAAGCGCACGAAAAGUCGGUUUGUCAGUUCGCAAUACGUUCUGGCGGACAUCUUGGUUUUAAAGGAGCCUCGAAUAUAGACGGCGGAGUCACGAUAGAUCUUCGGGCACUCAAUAGCAUCAACGUCAACGAGGGAAGAACUUCGACCUCUGUCGGAACUGGCGCCACUUGGGAUGCUGUAUACGAUACACUCGAUCCUCUUGGGCUCAGUAUCAACGGCGGUCGAGCGGCCGGCGUCGGCGUAGGAGGCUUGACACUUGGCGGCGGCAUCUCCUACUACUCACCACGCUAUGGUUUCACGUACGAUUCGGCAUCCGACUUUGAAACUGUUGUCGCUAAUGGAUCAAUCAUAUGGGGCGGUAUGACCUACCACCCUACCUCGACACUAGAAGGGCAGAUUGAUGUGUUCGUAAAGCUCAACUCGGCCGAAUCGUACGACGAGUACGCAUCACAAAUAUUAAUUUAUGCUUACACGGCUGUGAUGGACAUGGUACCGGUCAGCCUCAUUGUGAAUGAAAUCGAGUAUACCAAGCCUGUGGUCAACCCGCCUGUCUUUGAGCCGGUUAUGAGUCUGUCGAGAUAUUACAGUACCAUGCGUUUAGCCACAAUGGGGGAACUUGCAAGGGACGCUGGCGGCGCGCAGGCAAAAGGAUUAUGCCAAGUGUGGGCGACUGUGACGUUCGAGUCAAAACCAUCGAUGCUGAACGCUACGUAUAACCUGUGGCAAAAGGGUCUUACCGACGUCAAAAGCGUUUCCGGUCUCACUUGGGCCAUUUCACUGGACCCGCUACCCCCAGCCAUAUACGCAAAAGGCCCAGAUGCAAACUCAUUUGGGCUUUCCGGAAGAACAAAAUCUUUGGUUGUCAUGCUGCUUACGGCCAGUUUCACCCAUGUUUCCGAUCAAGAAAAGAUAGAAGAGGUUGCUCGAAAUCUCGUAUCUAGCCUACAGGAGGAAGCGCGCAAGCAAGAUGCAUUCGACCCGUGGGUUUAUUUGAAUUAUGCCGCAUCCUGGCAAAACCCUAUUGCGAGCUUUGGUGAAGCAAGCGUAAAAGACUUGGAAGAUGUGCGCAAAAGGGUUGAUCCUUACGGUAUUUUCACAUACAACGUGCCAGGAGGAUUCAAGAUUCAUAGUUCCGUCUAA
This is a messenger RNA of Pestalotiopsis fici W106-1, 1362 nucleotides long. RefSeq lists its product as uncharacterized. Lineage: Eukaryota; Fungi; Ascomycota; Sordariomycetes; Amphisphaeriales; Sporocadaceae. Gene Ontology annotation, molecular function: FAD binding. The record is from RefSeq and is a predicted model, not a curated record. The transcript is spliced from 4 exons. Bases 1 to 1362 code for a protein of 453 amino acids.